Messenger RNA from Puma concolor (puma), 2246 nucleotides. RefSeq names its product glutamate decarboxylase 1 (gene GAD1). Gene Ontology annotation, biological process: GABA biosynthetic process. Gene Ontology annotation, molecular function: glutamate decarboxylase activity; pyridoxal phosphate binding. Lineage: Eukaryota; Metazoa; Chordata; Mammalia; Carnivora; Felidae. Gene Ontology annotation, cellular component: cytoplasm; presynaptic active zone. The record is from RefSeq and is a predicted model, not a curated record.
AAGAGCGGCGGGAGCGCCCGGCUUACUGUCGCCUAGCCCAGCCUGUUCCUGCGCGCGACUGGCCGAGGACCCCGGACAGCAGAGGCCCCAGGACGACCGAGCUGAUGGCGUCUUCGACCCCUUCUUCGUCCGCAACCUCCUCGAAUGCGGGAGCGGACCCCAAUACUACCAACCUGCGCCCCACAACAUAUGACACCUGGUGCGGCGUGGCCCAUGGAUGCACCAGAAAACUGGGGCUCAAGAUCUGCGGCUUCCUGCAAAGGACCAACAGCCUGGAAGAGAAGAGCCGGCUUGUGAGCGCCUUCAAGGAGAGGCAGUCCUCCAAAAACCUGCUUUCCUGUGAAAACAGCGACAGGGAUGGACGCUUCCGGCGCACGGAGACGGACUUCUCCAACCUGUUUGCUCGAGAUCUGCUUCCGGCUAAGAAUGGGGAAGAGCAAACUGUGCAGUUCCUACUGGAGGUGGUAGACAUACUCCUCAACUAUGUCCGCAAGACAUUUGAUCGCUCCACCAAGGUGCUGGACUUCCAUCACCCGCACCAGCUGCUGGAAGGCAUGGAGGGCUUCAACUUGGAGCUCUCUGACCACCCUGAGUCCCUGGAACAGAUCUUGGUUGACUGCAGAGACACCCUGAAGUAUGGGGUUCGUACAGGUCACCCUCGAUUUUUCAACCAGCUCUCCACUGGACUGGAUAUCAUUGGUUUAGCUGGCGAAUGGCUGACAUCAACUGCCAAUACCAAUAUGUUUACAUAUGAAAUUGCACCAGUAUUUGUCCUCAUGGAGCAAAUAACACUUAAGAAGAUGAGGGAGAUAGUUGGAUGGUCAAGUAAAGACGGUGAUGGGAUAUUUUCUCCUGGGGGAGCCAUCUCCAACAUGUACAGCAUCAUGGCCGCUCGCUACAAGUUCUUCCCGGAAGUUAAGACAAAGGGCAUGGCAGCUGUUCCCAAACUGGUCCUCUUCACCUCAGAACAUAGUCACUAUUCCAUAAAGAAGGCUGGAGCUGCACUUGGCUUUGGAACCGACAAUGUGAUUUUGAUAAAGUGCAAUGAAAGGGGGAAGAUAAUUCCAGCUGAUUUAGAGGCAAAAAUUCUUGAAGCCAAGCAAAAGGGAUACGUUCCCCUUUAUGUCAAUGCAACUGCUGGUACAACUGUUUAUGGAGCUUUCGAUCCGAUACAGGAGAUUGCAGAUAUAUGUGAGAAAUACAACCUGUGGCUACAUGUCGACGCUGCCUGGGGCGGUGGGCUGCUUAUGUCCAGGAAGCACCGCCACAAACUCAGUGGCAUAGAAAGGGCCAACUCAGUCACCUGGAACCCUCACAAGAUGAUGGGCGUGCUGUUGCAGUGCUCGGCCAUCCUCGUCAAGGAAAAGGGUAUACUCCAAGGAUGCAACCAGAUGUGUGCAGGAUACCUUUUCCAGCCAGACAAACAGUAUGAUGUCUCCUAUGACACUGGGGACAAGGCAAUCCAGUGUGGCCGCCACGUGGACAUUUUCAAGUUCUGGCUGAUGUGGAAAGCAAAGGGCACAGUGGGAUUUGAAAAUCAGAUCAACAAAUGCUUGGAGCUGGCUGAAUACCUCUAUGCCAAGAUUAAAAACAGAGAAGAAUUUGAGAUGGUUUUCGAUGGUGAGCCUGAGCAUACAAAUGUCUGUUUCUGGUAUAUUCCACAAAGCCUCAGGGGCAUUCCAGAUAGCCCUGAACGACGGGAAAAACUACACAGGGUGGCCCCCAAAAUCAAAGCCCUGAUGAUGGAGUCUGGCACGACCAUGGUUGGCUACCAGCCCCAGGGGGACAAGGCCAACUUUUUCCGGAUGGUCAUCUCGAACCCAGCUGCUACACAGUCUGAUAUUGACUUCCUCAUCGAGGAGAUAGAAAGACUGGGCCAGGAUCUGUAAUUGCCCUCCAUAGAAUAUGAGUUUAUGGGAAUCCCCUUUCCUUCUGGCAUUCUAGAAUAACCUCUAUAAAUUGCCAAAACACAUAGGCUAUUUCACUGAGGGAAAAUAUAAUAUCUUGAAGACUACUGUUUAAACAUUACUUAAGCUUGUUCUAGUAUGUAGGAAAUAAUGUUCUUUUUAAAAAGUUGCACAUUAGGAACACAGUAUAUAUGUACAGUUAUAUAUACCUCUCUCUGUAUAUGUAUAUGUAUGUAUAGUGAGUGUGGCUUGGUGAUAGAUCACAGCAUGUGUCCCCCUCCAAGAGAAUUAACUUUACCUUCAGCAGCUACUGAGGGGCCAAACAUGCUGCAAACCUGC